Molecule: messenger RNA, 1796 nt
Organism: Pundamilia nyererei
Lineage: Eukaryota; Metazoa; Chordata; Actinopteri; Cichliformes; Cichlidae
Gene: foxg1a
Product: forkhead box G1a
Exons: 1
Coding region: 268-1593 (441 amino acids)
Biological process (GO): regulation of transcription by RNA polymerase II
Cellular component (GO): nucleus
Molecular function (GO): sequence-specific double-stranded DNA binding; DNA-binding transcription factor activity
Source: RefSeq, a predicted model, not a curated record
UUACUUGCUUUAGUGGCUGUGGCUCCCUAAUUAAUUGCAGCUAUCUGUCUCCUAUCGAUGUGUGUGUACAUGUGUGUUGUGUGUGUGUUUCCUUUUUUCUCCCCAAACCGAACAUGAAAUAGUUUGUUGGGCUAUACUUUCUUUCUUCCUAUCUAUCCCCCCUUCCUUCCUUCCCGUCCUGGUUCGCAGGCAGAGACAGGACAGAUUGAAACCCAGCUGUGAUCGUCGCUUUUGGUCGUUGCCAUUUUCCCCCCUUAUUGCCCGGUGAUGUUGGAUAUGGGAGAGCGCAAAGAGGUGAAAAUGAUUCCUAAAUCGUCGUUUAGUAUAAACAGUUUGGUGCCCGAGGCCGUUCAAAGCGACAACAACAAUCACCAGAACCAGCAUCACCACCAAAACCACCUUCACCACCACCACCAGAACCACCACCACCGGCCCGGCGCCGCGGACGAAGCCGAGCAGAAAGCUCCUCUUCCCGUCGCGCAGCCGGACGUUAAGGCGGACUCUAAAAGUGACUCCUCGAGACAGGAGAGCUGCCCGGACGAGAAGGAGAAGCAGGAAGAGAAAAAGGACGCAAAGGACGGAGACGGCGGCGCUGGAGGGAAGGACGGAGAGAAGAAAAGCGGCAAGUAUGAAAAACCUCCUUUUAGUUAUAACGCUUUGAUAAUGAUGGCCAUCAGACAGAGUCCGGAGAAGCGGCUCACUCUGAACGGCAUUUAUGAAUUCAUCAUGAAAAACUUCCCGUACUACCGGGAGAACAAACAAGGCUGGCAGAAUUCCAUCCGACACAAUCUCAGCCUCAAUAAAUGCUUCGUCAAGGUGCCGCGGCACUACGACGACCCGGGCAAGGGGAACUACUGGAUGCUGGACCCUAGCAGCGACGACGUUUUCAUCGGCGGCACUACCGGGAAACUCCGACGGAGGUCCACCACGUCCCGAGCCAAGCUGGCCUUCAAGCGGGGUGCUCGGCUGACCUCUGGGCUGACCUUCAUGGACCGAGCCGGCUCCCUGUACUGGCCCAUGUCCCCCUUCCUCUCGCUACACCACCCGCGGGCAGGCGGCGCCCUCGGCUACAACGGGACCUCAUCGGGAUACCCGGGUCAUCCCAUGUCCUACAGCACCAUGCUCACCCAGAACAUGAGCAACAACCACUCGUCAUUCCCAUCCUCCAACGGGCUCAGCAUGGACCGGCUGGUCGGGGGGGAUCUCCCCUACGCGACGCACCACCUGACAGCGGCGGCCCUGGCGGCCUCGGCGGUACCCUGCGGCCUCUCCGUGCCUUGCUCCGGGGCCACUUACUCCCUGAACCCCUGCUCGGUGAAUCUACUGGCCGGACAGACCAGUUACUUUUUCCCUCAUGUCCCACACCCGUCCAUGACCACGCAGUCCGGCGGCAGCGGCGGCACCUUGCAGGCCGCCCGGGCUUCGGCCUCCAAUUCCCCGCAGGCUCCGUCCUCCUCCUCGCUGCCCUGUGACUCUCUUAGGCCCGCUCUGUCCGGCUCUCUGCCGGCCUUCUCCUCAGGACUUUCCGGGGGGUUGUCUGACUAUUUUACGCAUCAGAACCAGAGUUCAACCUCCAACCCGCUUAUACACUAACACCCCAAACCCUCACCCCCAGCCUCACCCCUCCACUUUAUCCCACCUCACCUCUCCAUCCAUGCAUCCAUCCCCUCAUUCUGCCCUGAAGGAGUGAGAAUCUUUAAGUGACUGGAACUGUAAGUUGAACAUUUUACACUGAACAUUUACAUUGUACAAAAAAUGACAAAAUUAUUAUAAACUACCUACUAUAGAAAAAAGAG